Molecule: messenger RNA, 669 nt
Organism: Aspergillus glaucus CBS 516.65
Lineage: Eukaryota; Fungi; Ascomycota; Eurotiomycetes; Eurotiales; Aspergillaceae
Product: glutathione S-transferase family protein
Exons: 2
Coding region: 1-669 (222 amino acids)
Biological process (GO): translational elongation
Cellular component (GO): nucleus; cytoplasm
Source: RefSeq, a predicted model, not a curated record
AUGCUCCCCCUCGGAACAAUCUACACAUACCCCAACAACACCCGUGUCUUCAAAAUCCUCGCAGCCGCCAACCUCAACAACCUAACCCUCACCCUCGCCCCAUUCGAACUAGGCAAAACCAAUCAGACCCCAGAAUUCCUAUCCACCUUCCCCCUCGGUAAAAUCCCCGCCUUCACAUCCGCCGAUGGCAGUGUAAAUAUCGUCGAGUCAGACGCCAUCGCGCAGUAUGUCGCUGAGAACGGUCCUGCCGCGGAGCAGCUGCUGGGCCGGACGACUGUUCAGCGCGCGCAGAUACGGCAGUGGAUCAGCUUCGCCACGAACGAGAUGGAAGCGUCCAUAAUUCCGCUGGUGCUCUGGCGGAUUGGGCGCGCUGAGUUUGAUUCCCAGAAGGAAGGGGCUGCGCUUAAGGGCCUGGAGAGGGCGUUGGGCUGUUUGGAGACGUGUCUGGAAGGGAAGACGUGGUUGGGUGAUGGGGAGGGGGUGACCUUGGGGGAUCUUAGUAUUGCUUCGGCGUUGGUUCCGGGGUUUAUGUUGGUUAUUGAUGAGGAGAUUAGGGGGAGGUUUCCGGGUGUUGUGGGGUGGUAUGAGAGGGUUAUUGGGGCGGAGGGGGUUAAGGAGGCGUUUGGGGAGAAGGUCUUUAUUGAGAAGAGGGAGGGGGCUCCUGUUUAG